UUGCAGAUCAUGUCAUUAACUCGCCUGCUCCUCUUGACAACUGUCCUCAUGGUCCUGAUGGCCACGUUGACCUCCAGUGCCCGAACCACACGCUGGCCCAAAACUCAGAGCACCAAGAAGCCCCCUAGAGCUGGUGGCAGCGGUGGAGGUGGGCGGACCACAACCACAACCCCAUCACCUUCCAGCAGCCUGCCCACAGAAGAGACAACUGAGGUUAUGAUGGAUGCUUACACUCUGUCCCCUACAGACAGCACCACAUACCCCAAUGAUAUUUACUCCACUGAAUUCCACACCGAUGCCAUAGCGCCCCCUGGGAGCAACCAUGGAAACUAUACCCUUGACUACAAUGAAUGCUUCUUCAACUUUUGCGAGUGCUGUCCACCACAGAGAGGUCCCAUAGGGCCCAUGGGGGAGAAAGGCCCUAUCGGACUGCAAGGAGAGAGGGGCCCUCCAGGGUAUCCAGGAGAGAAGGGAGACAUGGGGCUCAGAGGACCGCCAGGCCCAGCAGGACUACCUGGAGCCAAUGGACUCAAUGGCGACAUAGGUGAUAAAGGUGGUCAAGGACCUGUGGGUCCACCUGGUGCACCUGGGAUUCCUGGAAAAACAGGAGAAAAAGGUGACCCAGGCCCCAGAGGAGAAAAAGGUGAACGUGGCUUCAACGGUUUGAAAGGGGACCCAGGAGAAAGAGGAGAGCCUGGCCUGAAUGGUACUAAGGGCAGCACUGGGCGAGAGGGGCCUAUGGGUCCCCCAGGAGUUGGUGGGACAAAGGGUCAGAAAGGUGAACAGGGACUUACAGGCGAGUGUUUAACAGGUGAGAAAGGUGAUGUGGGUGUGCGUGGGCCACCUGGACCAAGAGGGGAGAUGGGCCCUGCAGGAAUGAAUGGAACUGAUGGUGCAAAGGGACAAAGAGGGGAGCUGGGGCCUCCUGGAGGGAAGGGGGAUACUGGGGCCAGAGGGCCCCCUGGACCUCUUGGUCCAAGGGGCAUAGCAGGGUUGAGAGGGGAAAGGGGAGUUAAAGGAGGACGAGGGCCUCGGGGCCCUAAAGGCCCUCCAGGUGAGAGUGUAGAACAGGUUCGCUCUGCCUUCAGUGUGGGCUUGUUCCCCAGCAGGUCCUUCCCUCCACCGGGCGUUCCUGUGAAGUUUGAUAAGGUGUUUUACAACGGGGAGGGGCACUGGGACCCAGCUCUCAACAAGUUCAACGUCACCCACCCUGGGGUCUACUUAUUCACUUACCACAUCACUGUGCGCAACCGGCCUGUGCGUGCUGCCCUGGUGGUGAAUGGGAUGAGAAAGCUGCGGACACGGGACUCGCUGUACGGCCAGGACAUCGAUCAAGCUUCCAACCUCGUACUGAUGCAGCUGAACGACGGCGAUCAAGUUUGGCUGGAAACUCUGAGAGACUGGAAUGGUGUUUACUCCAGCAGUGAGGAUGACAGCACUUUCUCUGGCUUCCUGCUCUACCCAGACUCAAAGAGCAAAUCUACAAAUAUGGAAAACAUGUAA
Scomber japonicus (chub mackerel) is the source of this 1503-nucleotide messenger RNA. RefSeq names its product inner ear-specific collagen-like. Lineage: Eukaryota; Metazoa; Chordata; Actinopteri; Scombriformes; Scombridae. The coding region runs from base 10 to 1503 and encodes 497 amino acids. The record is from RefSeq and is a predicted model, not a curated record. The transcript is spliced from 4 exons. Gene Ontology annotation, molecular function: protein binding.